AUGGUGACCCUUUUGGGAGGCCACACCGUCGGCAUGGCACACUGUGAUAACGUCAACACAGAUACAAGAAGCCUGGGUUUUUCAGUCCGGCUGACAAAAACUUGUGCCUCGGGCCCUGAUGCCACUGUCGCUUUGGAUCAAAAGACCCCAGAGAAAGUUGAUAACGAAUUCUACAGGCAGAUUUCUUUUGGGAAAGGUGUUUUGAAGGUUGACCAGGAUCUUCCUUUCGAUGGGCUUACUUCUGGUGCUGUGUCUGAAUAUAGAAACGAUUUGGAAGUUUUUCGGGCGGAUUUUGCAAAAGCUAUGAUCAAGCUGGGAACCGUCGGCGUUCUUGUGGAUGGUGAAGGAGAAAUUAGGAACCAGUGUUGGGCUUUUAAUAAUUAA
Mangifera indica (mango) is the source of this 384-nucleotide messenger RNA. Its product is annotated as peroxidase 8-like. The record is from RefSeq and is a predicted model, not a curated record. Lineage: Eukaryota; Viridiplantae; Streptophyta; Magnoliopsida; Sapindales; Anacardiaceae. Gene Ontology annotation, biological process: response to oxidative stress. Gene Ontology annotation, molecular function: peroxidase activity; heme binding. The coding region runs from base 1 to 384 and encodes 127 amino acids. The transcript has a single exon.